CUCUCUCUCUCUAUGUAGGGUUAGGGUUUGGGCUCUCCUCUCUCCCCAUCUACAGCCUAGGGUUAGGGUUAGAGUUUAGAGUUUUGUAGCCGCAUCUCGAUCCCCAUCUACGCUCCGCAAUCCUCUAGUUUAGGGUUACGUUAAGGGUUUCGUACCUGAUCCUCUCGCUCGCUGAGAUGAUGCAACCAGGUGGGGGAAUGGUCCAGCACCCGAUGGAUCAGCAGCCGCCGCAGCAGCCGCAGUGGGCGGCGGCGAUGGCGCCGCCGAUGCCGCAGACGCAGUACUACCAGGGGCAGGUGACGGGGCCGCCGCCGCCGCCGCCGAUGUGGGGCCAGCAGCCGUCGCAAGUGGCGCCGCCGCAGCCGCAGCAGAUGGCGCCGCCGACGCAGUACCAGGCGUCGCCGAUGCCGCAGCUGGCGUCGGCGGAUGAGAUCCGGACGCUGUGGAUCGGAGAUCUGCAGUAUUGGAUGGAUGAGAACUAUCUCUAUGGAUGCUUCGCCCACACGGGAGAGGUUGUUUCAGUGAAAAUUAUUCGUAACAGGCAGACUGGGCAGUCAGAAGGUUAUGGUUUUAUUGAAUUUGUUACUCGUCCUGCUGCUGAAAGAGCUCUUCAGACCUAUAAUGGUCAAAUGAUGCUCAACACUGAGCAAGUUUUCAGGUUAAAUUGGGCAUCAUCCGGAGCUGGCGAGAGACGAGGAGAUGAUGGUGCUGAUCACACUAUUUUUGUUGGGGACUUGGCAUCUGACGUUACAGAUUACUUGCUGCAAGAGACAUUCAAGAGCCGCUAUCCAUCGGUGAAGGGAGCAAAAGUUGUUACGGAUAGACUUACAGGGCGUUCCAAAGGCUAUGGCUUUGUUAAGUUUGGAGAUUUAAAUGAACAAACACGUGCCAUGACUGAAAUGAAUGGAGCAUACUGUUCUACAAGGCCAAUGCGUGUUGGUCCGGCUGCCAACAAGAAGAAUGUGGGAACUCAGCAGCAAUUCUCUACAAGUGCUCACCAGGUUACACAAGGAACAGAAUCUGAGAAUGAUCCAAACAAUACAACUAUAUUUGUUGGUGGACUGGAUCCAAAUGUUACCGAUGAGCAUCUAAAGCAAGUUUUUAAUCCAUAUGGAGAAUUGGUUUACGUGAAGAUACCUGUAGGAAAGCGAUGUGGAUUUGUUCAAUUUGUGAACAGAGCAAGUGCAGAGGAAGCCCUUCGAACACUAAAUGGAACUCAGUUGGGGGGACAAAAUAUUCGCCUUUCAUGGGGACGCAGUCCUGCAAAUAAGCAGCCUCAACAGGAGCCGAACCAAUGGAAUGGUAACUAUUACGGAUAUGGCCAGAGUUACGAUAGUUACGGGUAUGCUGCCCCACCGCAAGAUCCUAAUGUGUAUGCAUAUGCAGCUUAUCCAGGAUAUGGAAAUUAUCAACAGCAAGCACAACAGCAACAACAGUGAUGCUAUGCCGAGUUCUGUAGAGGGAGAAAACGCACGUGGUGGACGCAAAUCUUGCUGCCUCUUCACGAGAAACUUUAUUUCUAGCUUGGUUGAAUUUUCUGUCUCUCCUGUUUAGCUUUACUGGUUUUAGUUCAAAUGUGACUGUUCUAAAUUAUGACCUAGAGCUGCCACGGCUUGUUUGUUGUUGGAGAAUACGCUCUCUUUUUUUAUUUCCUCCUCUUUCUAGAGCUGCUGCAGCUUGUCUGUUGUUGGAGAAUACUCUCUUUUUUUAUUUCCUCUUUUUUCUAGUGCGAGUUUGAGUGUAUCUAUAUGAACCGUGUACUGGUAAAUGUAAUCUUAUUGAAGUUUUAUGCUUUUGAUGUUGAGAGCACUGUUUGGUCA
Ananas comosus (pineapple) is the source of this 1820-nucleotide messenger RNA. Its product is annotated as polyadenylate-binding protein RBP45-like. The record is from RefSeq and is a predicted model, not a curated record. Gene Ontology annotation, molecular function: mRNA binding. Bases 177 to 1439 code for a protein of 420 amino acids. The transcript is spliced from 7 exons. NCBI's taxonomy places the organism in Eukaryota, Viridiplantae, Streptophyta, Magnoliopsida, Poales, Bromeliaceae. Gene Ontology annotation, cellular component: cytosol.